Messenger RNA from Cariama cristata (Red-legged seriema), 428 nucleotides. RefSeq names its product zinc finger, AN1-type domain 1 (gene ZFAND1). The annotation marks the transcript as partial. NCBI's taxonomy places the organism in Eukaryota, Metazoa, Chordata, Aves, Cariamiformes, Cariamidae. Gene Ontology annotation, cellular component: cytoplasmic stress granule; cytoplasm. The record is from RefSeq and is a predicted model, not a curated record. Gene Ontology annotation, molecular function: zinc ion binding. Gene Ontology annotation, biological process: cytoplasmic stress granule disassembly. The transcript has 5 exons.
AUUUUCUCCCCUUUGUAUGUGAUGGAUGUUCAGGUGUCUUUUGUCUUCAGCACAGGAGCCGGGAUGCUCAUGGGUGUUCUGAGGUAAAUAUAAGAAACAAUUCUAUGAAACCCGAUCAGCACAGAUCUUACCCAUGCUCAUACAAGGACUGCAAUGGAAGGGAGCUUUUGCCAGUUUUGUGUCCCUACUGCGGAAAACAUUUUUGUCUAAGACACCGGCAUCAAUCAGACCAUGAAUGUGAGAAACUGGACACGCCAAAACCUCAAAUGGCUGCCACCCAGCAGCUAGUUAAAGAUAUUAUAGAUUCUAAAAAAAGUGAGGACGCAAAAAGCAAAAGACGUAAAGGAGCGAAAAACAAUGAGACAGCAGCAAAAGUGGCAUUAAUGAAAAUGAAAAUGCAUGCGUGUGGGGACAAGUCCUUGCCUCAG